Messenger RNA from Drosophila obscura, 4951 nucleotides. It is a transcript of the gene gry, whose product is annotated as trafficking protein particle complex subunit 11. The record is from RefSeq and is a predicted model, not a curated record. Bases 259 to 4209 code for a protein of 1316 amino acids. The transcript is spliced from 10 exons. Gene Ontology annotation, cellular component: cytoplasm. NCBI's taxonomy places the organism in Eukaryota, Metazoa, Arthropoda, Insecta, Diptera, Drosophilidae.
CAUCAUAUCGGUGGUUGGUGGUUGGCUAUCGACAAUCGACGUCCAGCUGUUUUCUGGUGCGGCUAUUAUUUACACUUUUUUGCAUAAAACCCGUGAAACAAAUUGGAGCCCUGAGGCCGGACGUAGCAAGGUGUCCUGAAAGUACAUGUUACCAGUGUCAUAAGUCGGUGCGACACGUGAGCUCCCAAUAACAUUAAUUCGCUAACAGCCUUGGGGCAGGCAGGGCAGUAAACUACAAUCACACAAACAUAAAAAAUUAUGACGAUUGAUGCCACCGCUCUGCCGUCGGAGUUGCUCGUGACCCCUCAGCCACUAAUUGGCUUCUGCGGCCUGGACACUGCGCGACAGGGCGUGCACAAGGCCAUCUGGGAUGCGUUUAGCGGGAGUCUGCAACGGAAGGCGGCGGCUGCGGUCCAAUACAAGUUGCUGCCUCCGAACUAUGAGUUUCCAGUGGCCAAGCCCAAGCGAGCCUCCUACGAGUGGUACCACCCCAAGGGCAUACUGAAGAGGAACUGGAUGCUGAAGCACCUGCAUGUGCUGCCCUCUGUGGUGGUUUUGUUCCAGGACAUGGAGUGGAACGAUCUGCAGUGGACGGAGAAACAGGUGCAGUGUGCGGCCACUGUACAGGCUCUAAAGAACGCUCUUCAAGAGCGAAAUACUCGACUGUGCCUGGUGCUUCUGCAGAAGGCGGCACCGCUACCUCCAGGCGAGGAUUUGCUGGCCGCCGAGCGAGCUGCCAGUUUGACCUCAGCCUGUGGAAUAACGAGCAAAAUGUUGUUUAUACUGCCCCACACGGAGCACCUAAUGGGCUACACGCUGCGCCUGGAGUCCGCGUUCCUGGACAUGGCCCAGUCCUACUACGCUUUGAUGUCGAAGAGAAUACGCAAUCAUCGAGACCAGCUGUCGGCUGCGCACACUACCCUCAAGAUACGGCACCAGUUCAAGCUCGGCUUUGUGGCGGAGAUGCGGCAAGACUUUAGCACCGCCCAGAAACACUACUUCCAAGCCUAUGCGAAUCUGGACGAGAUACGCAUCAACGACAGCAAUUGCGUGGAGAUCAAAACACUGGCCGGGUUUCUCAAUUACAAAAUCUGUCGGCUCAUGUUCAAGCUGAAGACCCCGCGGGAUGCCAUCAGCCAGUUCAUCAUUCAUGUCGAUAAGUACAAGCCCCGCGUGGGGUUCAAGGAUUUGGCCUUUGAGCACUAUGCCUGGCUAAGCACGCAACACUCUGUGUUCGCCGAGCUGUUUUGUGAGGCCAUCAAAAAUGGACUGCCCGCCCUGCAGACUCAGCAUCCUGGCAUAUAUUACCACAAGGCAGCCGAGUAUGUGAUGAAGCGACGUGAUGCCGCCCAGCAAGCCUUUGUCGCGUUGCUCGAAGCGGGCGAUGCAGCGCUUGCAACGAACAAUCCCAGCCCUUUGUCGCUGUACACCGAGUUUUUUGGCAUACGGUCCGUGAAAACGGGUGAUCUGGUGGCCGAACAGCAGGCCAAUGUGCAGCUAUGUGAACAAGAACGCGGCUAUAACCAUUCGGCGGGCAUUAUAGCUCUACUAAGCCAGGCCAUGGCGCAGUUCAAGAUCUACAAGUGCCUCAGGUUUCGAAAGAAACUUGCUAUUGAUAUGGCCGAGGAGUACCUACAAAGUGGCGAUCAUGCCAAGGCGUUGACUCUGUAUUCGCUUAUGCUGCCCGACUAUCGCCAAGAGAAGUGGUCGACUAUUUUCACCGACGUCCUGCUGAAGACCCUGCGGUGUGCCCUGCUCUCGGCCUCCGUGGCGGACUACAUAGCGUGCAGCAUCGAAGCGUUGUCCCUACGCCACCAAAGCGAGCAGAAAGAUCGUAUUUUGCUGCUGGAUAACCUCUGGCAGGUCUUCCAGGCUGUGCCGCCCAUGCCCAGAACUCAAUUAACCGAAGACGCUUUGGCCCUGUGGACCAGUGCAUUGGGCAGCGUGAAAUCUCCCAUUCCAAUCGAUUUCGAUAAGGUCUGCGACGUCGUGGAGAUGUGCGCAACAUUCGAGCGAGUGCAAUUGAACAACGACGAUGUGCUGCAGCUGCAACUCAUUGUCCGUGUGCUCACAGACGUGCCUUUGAGGAUACGGAGCUUCCAUGUGGUGCUUGCCGAUGCCGGAAACAGCCAGAACAACUACAAACUGGAGGCGCUCAAGUAUUUCUGCUUUCCCAAUCUCCUGCAGCUGCGUACUCAGCGUGGAUCUGUGGAUCAGCCCAAGGCGUUCGAGAAAAACAUGAUAUUGGAGCCAGGCUCUUACUAUCAGUUCUUGUGCAGCACCGAAGCGCAGCAAUUCCACGAAAACACCCAGCUGCGCAUUGUCCGCGUGGAGGCUCUCAUGGGAACCGAUCAAAUUGGCGCCCUGCUCACGUGCAGCUCCAAUUACACAAGGCAGCCGUUUCGACACCACACGCGCAGUCGCGAUCUCGAUGACAACGUGACGAUCAAUCCCAUUUGCUAUAUUGCGCCCACUUUCCAUUUGGUCACGCAAACAAACCUCGGCCAUGGGCAUGCCACUGGCACGGACGGGGAGCCAGCGGCCGCCACAAGAAUGCUGGUCAACGAGUACUAUCCAGUUGUGAUAAACAUAUGCAAUCCCUACAAUGUCUACCUCAUGAAUGUGGGUGUACACAUCAGUGUGCCUGGUGCCCUAAGGAAUAGCGUAUUCCUCACCACGGACAUCUCUGCGGGUCGUCAGAAGCUGCACACCCAAAUCCAAAUAGAUGUGGGAGAGCUGUCCGGCCAGAGCAGCAACACGGCCACGUACUACAUCUUCAGCCUGGCGGAGACGGAGAUCAAGCUGCAGCAAAGGCUCAGCUACACGCUGGAUGUGGACAAUGGAGGGGCAGGGAGCAGCGGGGUGGCUGGAGCCAGAGCCAGCACGGCCCCCAGCAGCUCGGAGUCGACUCCCGAUCACGAUGUCAAGAGCAUAGCCCUCAGCCUGGCGGCCAUAUCGCCGGUCCAGAUCGAGUACCUGGACGAGACGCGGCUGCGGAAGUCGCGCGACGACACGGUGACCGUGAGAUGCUACAGCGACUUCAAGUUCAGUGCCCGCUUCUACACACUCAACCGGAAGCCGCUGAACCAGGUCUAUCGCGGGGAGAACUUCCUGCUGCGAGCCAACACGGAGGUACUGGCCGUGGACGAUGUGGAGAUACUGGAUAGCUUCUUUAUAUGUGACCACAACCUAGUGCAAUCGAACUACAGCUUUAAGCGGAAGAAGUACACCAACAAGUACAGCGCCGGGGACCAGCUGGAGAGUGUGAUAGUGCUGCGCACAAAUGCCACAGUGCAGGACUGGACGACUGCACGGGACCUGGAUCAGCGCGGCAAGUUGGAGGGCAAGCCGGCGUCCAGCAAGUUCAUUAGGCGCCCUCCGAAGAGCCCCAGCGAGGAACCCUCUGCACCCACGCCGCCUGCCGGAAUGAGCGCCUACAUGAGCAAGAGCCUGGUGGCCAAGAUUCCGACAACCAUGACCAUCAUCAAUAGCAACUCGGCCGUGUCCAAUGCUCUGCAAGUGGCCAACGCGGGCGUAAUGAGCAGCUCCCUGAGUUCGGAAGACGCGAAGCUGGGCGAGGAUGGUGCGCCUGCAGGCCCUCCCCUGGAGGGUGCCAAAACCACUCGCGUUGUGUACAACAAAGCGCUGGAAGCCGUGCAGGGAACUGGCCAUUGCCGGGGCUUUAUCAAGGGCAUCUAUACGCUGAAGGAGAACCCGUCUCCGGCCCCUGUUUUUGGGGUAUUUUGCAUACGAUGGCGCAGGGCCAAUGCCAAGGAGGAGAACGAGUCAAAGUUCAUUAUCAGUGGUCUCGACAUUGCAGAGCCGCCGCUGAACAUCUACUGCACCAUCGAGGAGAAGAUGUUCGUGAAGAUGCCAAUGGCCUUCAAGGUGGUGAUCAAGAAUCCCACGACUCAUGUGCUCCACCUCAUCGCCACGCUGAGCAUCAGCAAGGCGGACAACUUUAUAUGUUCCGGUCACAAGCAGCUGGACAUCUCCAUAAUGGCGUAUAAUGAGAAGGAACUGGUCUACAAUCUGUAUCCCCUUCAGGUGGGAUGGCAAGAGCUGCCCGUCCUCAGCCUGGAGUACAACAGCAAGGCGGACCCGCAAAAGAACGACAUUCACAAUGCCUUGCUCGACGAACUGGUGCUGCGGGCGCUGCCCAAGCGAGUCUUUGUGCUGCCACCACUGAAGCAACAGACCACCAAGUAGAGGCACAGUGAUAAGCUGAUGAGCGAUGUAGUUAGUUUUAAGUUUUAAAGUUUAAAAUAUCAUUGCUACGAGUAUCUAUACAAUUAAACUACACCUAAUCCUUUAUUGAGUGGACCAUUUACACCUUCGGCCUCUACAGGGAUAGCAGCUCUAAAAAUAUUGCGUAUGUUUUUAGGAUUUCUGCAGCAGAUGUCGAGCUAUCCAGUUGUUCUUGUCGCCUGGUGAAAAUUUUCUAUUUGGGAAUACACAAAAUCUGCAACUAAAACUACAAUAAUGAAUUACAAUGACAGAUCUAUUAAGCAUCUAAACAAAACAAAUUCAUGAAUUUCAUAUACAACAUGGAAGCUGAAUAAUGACUUAGCAUAUUUUUUUUUCUGUAUACUCUACAUUGUAGAGAGAUCAGACAAGGCUUUAGCUUUAUGUUGAUAGUUGUACCGGCCAGUAGGAUUAUGCGGAAGAUCCCCUGGUAGGUCUUGUUUCCCCAAGUCUUGUGAGGGGCUACUGUUGCUUACCCCCCUCUCAAUCAAUACAGCGCAUGGCAUUCACAUAGAUGUUUUCCAAUGUUUCCUGCUCCAUUUCACAGAAUCUACAGGAGCCGCUUUAUUGCUUUCAAUUUCUUGAGGAGAUGUCUCCCGUCAAAGUCACAUGGAGAGCUUCUUCUCCGGGCUGAUAAAUUGCCCCAUCCGACAUUCCACAGAUCCGACAGAUUGCCUAAUGAAUUGUAUCCUGGUACUCGGGGUAU